GUCUGGUGCGCGGCUUGUCUUGGCCUUUGGGCACCGCUGAUUCCUGCUUUGACGGCCCAGAAGCUGAGAAGAUGCGGGCAGAGGCGUUCAGACGCACACAGCUCCCCCUGACUCGCGUGUUCAGGCGCAGUGACGUGUGAACGGAGGAGAGAGGAGGUGCCCCCUUCUGCUCUGGGCAGAUUCCCGCCCGGGGAGUCUGAGCUGCGGUGGCUGGGCCGACCUGCCCGGCGGGACGGGGGCUUCCUUGCGAGUGUGUUGCAACUGGCAAAUGGAUAAAUUCCUAGUCCGAGGAGCUCUUAAGCUCACACCAGAGAAGAGAAAGCAUCAGCCGGAGGAAGAGGAUGCAGACUGUACCAACAAAAAGAAUGAAACGGAGGAGAAAAGGCCCACGCUUCCGGUGGCCAUCCUGGAUGAACCCCGCCGGAUGCAUGCCAACCCUUGGAGAGAAAUUCGGGCUGAGGGGUUGAACUGCAGCUACACAAUCCUGUUUGGCAAAGCCAAGGCUGACGGGCUCUUCCAAGAAUUGGAAAAGGAUGUAGAAUAUUUUAAAGGGGAGUUGACCAAACUGCAGGUCUUUGGCAAGUGGCACAACAUUCCAAGGAGGCAGGUGACCUACGGUGACUCUGGGUUGACCUACACCUACUCAGGUGUCACCUUCUCUCCCAAGCCCUGGAUCCCAGUUCUGGAGCGCAUCAGGGACCAGGUCCAGCUGGCCACAAGCCACACCUUCAACUUUGUUCUUAUUAACAGAUACAAAGACGGACACGAUCACAUGGGGGAGCACCGGGACGACGAGAGGGAACUGGCCCCUCGCAGCCCCAUCGCUUCCGUCUCCUUCGGGGCCCGCAGGGACUUUGUCUUCCGGCACGGGGCUUCCCGGGGCAGAAGGGCCUUGUGCCGCAUCGAGCCCGUCAGGUUGCAGCUGGAACACGGCAGCUUGCUGAUGAUGAACUUCCCGACCAACCGCUACUGGUACCACAGUUUGCCCAGCCGCAAGAAGGUCUUGGCUCCGAGAAUCAACCUAACCUUUCGGAACGUAAUGGCUGCCUAGCGCCGCGAGACGCGCACACCUGUCCGAUUUGCACAUGCCCAUUCCUUGUCCCUCUUGAAACAGGGGCUUCUGUUCUGAAGUCGCCAACAGCCAC
Gekko japonicus is the source of this 1145-nucleotide messenger RNA. It is a transcript of the gene ALKBH2, whose product is annotated as alkB homolog 2, alpha-ketoglutarate-dependent dioxygenase. The record is from RefSeq and is a predicted model, not a curated record. NCBI's taxonomy places the organism in Eukaryota, Metazoa, Chordata, Lepidosauria, Squamata, Gekkonidae. Gene Ontology annotation, biological process: DNA repair. The coding region runs from base 269 to 1051 and encodes 260 amino acids. The transcript is spliced from 4 exons.